Messenger RNA from Thamnophis sirtalis, 704 nucleotides. The record is from RefSeq and is a predicted model, not a curated record. NCBI's taxonomy places the organism in Eukaryota, Metazoa, Chordata, Lepidosauria, Squamata, Natricidae.
AUGGAUCCAGCCCUGCCUGGGGCCCGCCAGCUGCGGCAGGUGAAGAUUACCCUUCGGGGGGAUUUGUUGACGGACACCUUGCAGGGAACGAGGCCAGCCAAAGCUGGCAGCGUUAACUCUUCACUUGCUGGUCAACACGAGUAUCUGAAGAAAUACAGCCGUCUCCUAACAGAAGAACAGCACAAAGAUGUCACUACAGGGUGUAAAACAAGUACCAGUGGGGCACAUAAUUCAACUUUAGGGAACCACUUGGCUACCCAAGGGAUCCCAAUCCGAACAACGCUCGACAACUCCACCACCGUUCAGUAUGCUGGCCUUCUUCAUCAACUCACCAUGAAAGCCAAGAGCACAGUCAGAGACAUUGAUCCCCAGAACGAUCUCACCUUUCUCAGGAUUAGAUCAAAGAAACAUGAAAUUAUGGUUGCCCCAGAUAAGGAGUACCUUCUCAUUGUUAUCCAAAAUCCAUGUGAAUAGAUCUACUACUCCAGUCUAAGUGAGCUGUGCUACAAUUUUGGAAGUGUCCAGUCUAACCUAUGCUAAAUUAAUGUCAUAACAUUCCACUAAGAAAUUUGUCUUAAAUUUAAAUCUGUGGAAUCAGGAAAGGUCUUUGUGUCGUUGUACAAUCUCAUUGUAUUUGCCUUUUGAUUAUGAAAGUGUAUUCCUAACUCCUUAAAAAAAUAAUAAACCCAAAUGUUUAAAGCAUG